Molecule: messenger RNA, 235 nt
Organism: Moneuplotes crassus
Lineage: Eukaryota; Ciliophora; Spirotrichea; Euplotida; Euplotidae
Source: the annotation of a GenBank genome assembly
UUUCUAUUAAUGAACUCGAAAACAUCGAGAUGCCCUACUUGGCUCACUUCAAUUCCAAAAGAGCCUAAGUCAAUUUCUCGAAACUCUCGAAAUUCUUCAGUGAACUGAAGGAAAUCCAAAUUUAGAAUGAGAGAGAAUCAACAUGAUAAUUUGAGAGGGUAUGCAAUAAAGGUAUGUAUCUAUACACCUGGCUUUGCUUAAAGUAUUCAAGACAUGAUUAUUUUAGUCAUUUUAA